This is a messenger RNA of Hevea brasiliensis (rubber tree), 1557 nucleotides long. RefSeq names its product electron transfer flavoprotein subunit alpha, mitochondrial. Gene Ontology annotation, molecular function: flavin adenine dinucleotide binding; electron transfer activity. Gene Ontology annotation, cellular component: mitochondrion. Lineage: Eukaryota; Viridiplantae; Streptophyta; Magnoliopsida; Malpighiales; Euphorbiaceae. Bases 83 to 1087 code for a protein of 334 amino acids. The transcript has 8 exons. The record is from RefSeq and is a predicted model, not a curated record.
CGUAUUGAUAAGAUGUAAUCCGCUUUAUUAUCUUCGCUGAUAUGUUCAGAAAUCCAGGGAGAAGUUCAAUCGGAGAAGAAAAAUGGCAAUGCUCAGAGCUGUCAAAACAACCUUUCUCCCUCAAAUUUCCUCUUUAAUCUCCACCGCUAGAUCAGUGAGCACAUUGGUUGUAGCCGAACAUGAAGGUGGUGCUAUAAAGGGUCCAUCUGUAAGUGCAGUAGAGGCUGCAAAGGCUUUGGGCGAUGGAAAUUCAAUUUCUAUUCUUGUCGCUGGAUCAGGUCCGUCCCUUCAAGAAGCUGCUGCACAUGCUGCCUCAUGUCAUCCCUCAAUUUCACAGGUACUUGUUGCUGAUUCAGAUAAAUGUACUCAUUCUUUGGCAGAACCUUGGGCUAGGUUGGUCCAUUUGGUUCAGCAAAAAGGUGGCUACUCACACAUACUUGCUGCUGCGAAUUCAUUUGGCAAAAACAUACUGCCACGUGCAGCUGCCCUUUUAGAUGUUUCUCCAAUUACUGAUGUUAUUGAUAUUUCUGGUUCUAGUCAAUUUGUCAGACCAAUUUAUGCUGGAAAUGCACUUUGUACUGUGCGAUAUACUGGCGCUAGUCCUUGUAUGUUGACCAUUAGAUCAACAUCUUUUCCAGUACCUGCGAUCUCAGCUGAUACAAAAUCUAAUGAAGCUCGUAUUUCCCAGGUUGACCUCUCAACCUUUGGUGAAGAUUCUGUUGGUAAGUCUAGAUAUGUACAGCAUACAUCUCAGGACACUGAGCGCCCUGACCUUGGAAGUGCACGAAUAGUGGUCACAGGGGGUCGGGGGUUGAAAAGUGCAGAGAACUUCAAAAUGAUUGAGAAACUUGCAGAAAAGCUUGGUGCAGCUGUUGGUGCUACCCGUGCUGCUGUUGAUGCGGGAUUUGUUCCAAAUGACCUCCAGGUUGGUCAGACUGGAAAAAUUGUUGCUCCAGAAUUGUAUAUGGCUUUUGGUGUUUCUGGAGCCAUUCAACACAUAGCUGGCAUGAGAGAUUCCAGGGUCAUUGUUGCUGUAAAUAAAGAUUCAGAUGCACCUGUAUUCCAGAAUGCAAUAGCCUAUAUGUAAUGGGAUUUGAGGCUUUGGUUACACUAAACUCCAGAUGCACUGUCUAAAUGAAAAACACAAGGAUAAUGGCUGUCACGGCUGUUAUGAAUAUAAGAACCCCCUAAAAUCUGCAGCCUAUUAGGUAUUCUAAAGUUGUUCUCUCUCCCAUAUUUCACACUGCAUGUGCCUAAAUCUCUUGUGCAAAAUCUGCAUAUUGUAAUUAAUGCAUUUAUGAUUUACCUUUGGUUUUUCCAUUUAUUGAAUUAUAGUCGGAUACUUGCAAACAUCUACAUUUAAUGCAAUUUGCAAUUCCUAAAAGAUUGCACUUCGACUAUUAUUUCCGUGGAUGUAUUUUAAAUCUAUGCUAAAUAAUGCUCUGACAAAUUGAUAAUUUGUACCAUAGUUGCUGCAAAACCCCCAGCGUCCCUUUUGUUGCACCUAAAGGUAAGGGGAAAAAAAAAAAGAAAUAGGGAAAAGUCUGGGCCUGUGUA